AUGACCAACUGGAUGGAGUUGGGAGAAGUCCCUGAUUCUGAAGAAGAAGAUGGUUUCGAGAGCCAGGAACUGCCCUCUUUGCCAGGGAUAAUACCGAUAAAUACCACCGAUACCGAACAAAACGACAGCCGAGAAGAGACGCUUGCGAACAAUCAAGAAGAAAAUCAGCAAAAUAACGAUAUCUGGGAUGUCCCCGACUCAUCACAAGAGCUUGUGCAACCAGCCCUUGUACCCAGCCCGCCAAGUCAGAAAGACGAAGCAACCACUAAGCCACCAGCAGCCAAUGUCCCAGUUCCUGAUGUGUGGGAUGUACCACCAUCUUCACCUCUCUCCUCGAUACAUUCUGAUGACGACAUCCCCGAAGUUGGCCACUUACAUCUUCGACCACCGACUGCACCCACCGAAUCUGGAAAUGUAGAUCAAAUUCAGCAAGAGCAUCAAGCCAGUGCAGAUGUGUUGGACAGCUAUGUUGAGAGGUCGUCGCCUCCGCCAGAGUUUACCAACAAUCGUGAUGCUACACGCCCUCCCUCAGUGCUUGUCGCCGGAGAUGAUGGAUUGGCACCGGUGCAAAGCCAGGACUUGGGCGUCGAUGAAUAUCAGACUGCUCAACAAGCAGCCGUCCCACAUGAGAGAUCCUUUCGAAAGCGGAAACCGAUUCAGGAACAUCCAUACAUGAUAGAGGCGUCACACUACUCUACCACGCUCAGAAACCAUGGUCUCAGGCCCAUCAAAGUUGUCACUGAGGAAGAAAAGAGACGCAGGUGGCAAACUGAGGAGGAAGCUUCGCAAGACAAGGAAUUCGAAGAAGAAAGUCAGGAAUCACACUUACCAGAUGUAUCCGACGAGAGCCAGCCGAGGGGCUUGGAAGACUUCCCGGAUGGAAUGGACACACUCGAUAUUCCGUCCCCUUCGCCACCGAAGACUUCGCCGAGGGUCGAUCGUGCAGGGCCAAGUAGCCAGGCAAGCUCAUCAGGAGACACUGAAAGCACAAGUAUAGCUGGCGAUGACCUUCCUGAAUUGAAAGACUUCAAAAUACGACCACCAACAACUGCAACGAAGCAAACAACCAAACGUAAACCUUCGCCGUCUCGAUCUUCUGCACGGAAACGCAAGAAAUAUGACGUUGUCCAUAGCGACCCACUGGAGCCCGCCUGGGCAUUGAAAUUGAGGCCUUUCACCACGGAUUCGCCUGCCGCACAACGAAGCUCACGAAUGAACGGAGAUGAUUCCUUGCCUACUGCAGAUGGCUCCCAUCAAGGGGUGGCACCUCUAUUCCCAGUAUCUAACGGACAGGCUCAAUCAUUUGUCAGGUUGACACAACGCCCAACUAUUAGGAGGCUAAGCGAUUCUGAGGAUGAGCUUGCUGGGUCAACGACUACUUUGCAACCGAAUGACGAAGACGCUGCAGCUCAAUCGGAUUCGGAUUCCGGCUCUGAGAGCGGAUCCGAGAUAGUGACCACAGUUGGACGUCGGAUAAGAGGAGUGCUUCCUGCCUCGUGGUUGCGGUUGGAUCAGCAAGCUGGCCACAAGAAAACUUCAAAAGACGUUCACAAGAAGCCUGCUGCGUUUUUACCCGAACAAGAAAUAAGGCGGGGUGUUGCACAAAGACGCAUUGCCACACCGAAUAAUCCCACAGCCCUGGAAACAUUCUCUGAGGAAUCCGAUGACGAUGGCGACUCUGCACCUGCCCCUGACAGGCAGGAAACAACAGACGAAACCUUUCAUAACCAAACUCGUCUUUUAAUUAGAGAUGACUCACCUAUACUUAUCCCAGAGGACCUUUCUGACGAUGACGGGUCCGUGAUUGAGGACAACGCUGUUGAUCAUAUGGUUUCUGGAAGGAAGCGUCAACUGAAGCUCUCAGAGUCUUUCCAAGGUACUGCAAAACGACACAAGAACUCCAGUACACAACGUACGCCUUCAGCUUCGAAAGGGCCCCAUCAGCCUAGAAUUACGAGUAUGCUUUCUGGAUCUCGUGGCAACUCUGCACCAGCAGCCGUUAGGAAGAGCCGGCAGCCAGCAGCGAAACGGAAACCCCACGGAAGAAAACGGUCGUCAAAAAGUGCUCGAAAACGAUAUGCACCUCCUCGUCUCAGUAUCCUUGAUGUUGUUGAACCGGAUGCGCCUCGCUUCUUGAAGAUUGCAGCUCGCUCUGCGACACGACGGCAAGAUAUGGGAAGAAGCAGCUCAAGCAGAAAGUUCAUCAAGCUUGCCACUAGAGAUGAUCACAUCGACGCCGUAUCUGUCUUGGACAACUGGAAAUCCGGGUCGAUUCCUCAACGCCAGUCUGUCACCACCGCCCUGAAAGUCAAAAAAUCUAGACCGAAGCCCAGAGGCCCUGAGCAACCGCUACGUGAAACUUCUGGGAAUGGGUCGCCUGCCCCACGACAUGCAAAUAUGCACCUUGGCGUACCACGUCGUUUGGUGAAACAAGUUAGCCAGGCCGGGUCUGUACGGUAUCAGGCGGACAACAAUGCUGGAGAAUCUCAAACUAUGCGAAAGCCUCGCUCGACUACGUUGACCCGAUCUGGCUCAGGAUUUGCACGGCCAGCCCAGUUGGAAACCGACGAGACGGAUCAAACCACCCGCCUUUCUUUCAAUGCAACCAAGAGAAGACUAGAUCGCCUGUUCCGAAAACAGCGUGGUGAUCUUUCUGCUUCAAGUAUCAUGACCUUCGACAACGCACCUGAUACAUUUUACCCUGCCAGUCCACCCCCAGAAGAGAACCCGGUUCCUCUCCGGGUUGUCGAGAAACCCUCUGUGAAUCAAAACAAGUCACGAUUUCGGAAGAAGACGAGACCUCAAUGUAUCGACGUUGAGGCACCACAGUUCAGUCGUGCUGACGAUCCGAUCCCCCCAAUGCUGAUGGAAGUUCCUGAGCCUAUACAAUCUGUUGAGGCAAGUGGAGGGAAAAUGCAGGGUCUGGGGCCAUAUGGCACCCAUUACACCCACCAUUUCGAGAUUUUCCCUCUGGAUUCCCAUGCUUACUUUCACGAGUCAACUCUGAUCGGUAGUGGUGCCCUCGAAUUAGCAACACGUGAUAUCACCUGCCAACAUUUACUUAAAGCUCGACCACGAAUAUCAUUCAACUUUGGCGAUCAAGUACUCAGGUGGGGUCCCUGGGAUGCCCAAGUAUCAUCUGAGCUGGGCGUUCUCCUUGAUUCUACAGCGGACCAGCUGGAGCGUAUCCCGAUAGAUGAAGAAGUUCCUGACUCCAAAUUCGCCACAAGUGCUGCCAGGUUCAUUAUGAAAUUCGCGCUGGAUUCUCUGAGUUUUGCAGACCACACACAGGUCAAGACAUUUGUAUGCAGGGUGCUUGAAGCACUCCAAGGAUUCAACAGUCGGAUAGGGGCUCUUUUGCGACAACAGGAUGACACCGCACAACCUCGCUACUCUCUUGUUGCAAGUGUCUAUGAUCAUCUGCUUCUAGCUACACUAUUUGUCCAAAGAAUUUGCCAGGGCGAAGCAUCCUUGGUGAGCGAACAAUUUCAAAUAGAGGAUUUGCUCAAGGGGUUGUCUAGGACUGCCGUUACCUCACUUAUGAUGACUGGCAUACAUCAUAUUACAAAGACAUAUGAGGACCUAAGAAGUCCUCGCAUGAGAGAACGUGGUCUGAGGAACAACAUGCCCGUCAUUCAUUCGUGGGUGAUCAACAUGAAGGUCCUAGAGCAUGCCCACAUUCCUCGAGCAUCAUUCUGGGAUACUCUUUAUGCAGUCAUAGACACACCUGAGGCGUCGACAAGUAUUGAUGCAAGUAUCCAUGAGCGCUUGUGGAGAAACAUGUUCACCCUUUUGCCGCUUACUGAAUUCAACGACGAAGGAAUUGUUGUUACGGGCAGAAGGUAUGAUGACAUGGUUGUUGAUGGGUGGUCACUGCCGCAGAAGUUACUCAAGAAGGUUUUCCAGAUUUACCAGGAAAACUCACGACAAUCAUCAAGUUUCAGUAACUAUUGCCGUGCGUUGGUUGGUCGCUGUCACUAUCUUGUACAGCAAUGGGGGUGGCGCAAGUGUGUGCCAGUGAUCGGUGUUAUCUUCGAUUUUUUUGGCUCUCAGAAUCUUGCUCACUUCCGCAACGAAGAAGUAUAUACUUCGCCAAAAUUCCUGGACGAACUUGCUGGCAGCCCAUCAUUGUCUAUUGACAAAGCCGACAACUGCUUCCACAUUUUUCUUAAGCUCAUCGCCUUGAGCAUCAGGAAGUUCAGUGACACGAAAGAUAUCCGAAACCUGAUUGCCCGCACGAUGCCAAACCACAACCGCCAACUUCUCAAAGAGCAGGUGAUCCAGGAACGCGACUUGGCUGCCCUACGAAACCACCAUGACCUCCUUUGUACUUUGUUUUGGGCGUCGCCAGCAGAACUUCGCCCGGGUGCCCAUUUGAUCGAGAGACUCGUCGCCCCGGCAAGCUCUCAUAAAGAGGCGUGCUUGAUCAAUUUGCGAGCCUGGAGCCAGCUGGCUAGGUUUGUUAUCUCAGCCGGAGAAGCUACUACGGCGUUCAAACCAUUUAGUCAAUGGCGCAACAACUUCUUUCAAUCCAUGAUGGAUCAGUUUGAUUCGGUCCAAAGCGACAUGCAGCAGCAAGUAUUAGCGAUGUCCAAAGAUGGUACCAGCACCGUCGACCCAGGCUUAAUAGACGCUAUGGUGGCAAUGAAUAGACGAGCUGUGAUGGACGUGUUGUACAUGUCCGUGACUAUGUCGCUGGAUGUCAUGAAACACGCACCCAAUCUGGAAGCCGCCACGUUUGCUUUGAACACACAACAGCUACAGCAGGUUUUCCGCCGAUUUACUGCAUACCCUUCAGAGUUUGACUGGUCUAUCCUCCGAGCGUCCCUAUCCACUCUGGAUGCCUUUCUCUCCCGUGUUGACGCUUUUAAGGAUGAUGAAGGGAGUCAGGAAAGCGAGAGUCAAAUUCUGGAUUCUGCUCAGGCGGACGAUGCCCUCCUGGUCAUUGAUCAUGAUCUUUCGAAGGUUUACUUCUCUAUGGCAAGAUGUCUCCUCUCUUCGCAAGGAAAAAAGGAUGACCCUUCGAAAAUUGCUGAUAUGUCCAAUUGCACCGAGCAGGUCAUUAUAUUAACCGCUCGACUCGCAGUCAGGUUUAUUAAUGGCGGCUUACUACGGCUGGCCGACAUGUUCAGGCGCGGUAAAUAUGGUCUUUUCGAGGACGUUCCCGCUAAGUGUAGUCUUGAUCAGCGGAGACAUUUAACCUUGUUCUUGACAACACUCCUCAAACACAAUCUCGAUGACUUUAAAGAGGCCGGGUUCUCUCUCUCUGAAGCUUGGGCUUUGUCCAUCGUCAAACCACGACCAUAUCUGUCAUAUGAGAACCAGUUCGCAGAGCAAUUAUGGAAGCAUCAGAAAGGGUUUGUUCCCGAAGCAGUUAUGGGGCUCUCUAUCAACCCAGACUACAACUCAAAUCGUGAUUUGUUUGAGUUCAUCAUAUCGUGGAUGCGAAAGUCAGUACGAGAUGCUGGACCAGCGCUCAAAAAACAAAUCACGCCUGAGCAUUCGAAGACAUUGAAGCUGGUGAUGGAGCAGAUGCAGUCAGAUCUGCACACGAUGUGUCACGAUCCUGCUGAACACCCUGGCUAUGUGGCUUUUGUUCGGGAUGUCAUUGCGCUCAUCCGAGCCCACGGCUCCGAUAUUUGCAAGAUUGACAAGUACUUCUAUCAGAUUAGCAGGGAGUACUCGCCGUCCAUCCAAGACCCUCAAUUACAGGUGGCUGCCAUGAGGUCUUAUGGAAUAAAAUUGAGCGAAGGUGACAACGGUGUUGUUCAUCAAGUAUUUUAUUUUCUCUGCAACAACUUCAAGCUAUCGCUGAAGGAGAACAAGCUUGGCGACGAAGUCCAGGUGUUGUAUAGAGGAAUGGCAAACCAGAACAUACUCUCAUUCAUCCUCAGUAAGAUGCUGCCAGCUAUCGUACGUGCAGCUGGGGUUGAAAGCUACGCAUUCGCGAUGAUUGAGGUUUAUGCAGAAGCUGUACGCAUGUUUAUGGCCGAUGGCGUGAGCCAUCGGGAAUGGACAGAAAGCGAUUUGCAGAAUUUACUUGUGCUAUUCCGUGCUGUCAUUAGCGUUUUGGAACGACUUGGCCAGACCGAUGGACCUCUUCAGCCAGAGCAUGUCCAUCUGAUUACACAAGUCAUAUAUUUGUCAAACAACCUGUGGCCAUCUCUCUAUGGCUCAUCUCUUUUACCAAUAAACCAUCGCUGUUGGACGGAUGUUGUCCAUAUUCUGAGGUCCAUGCGGGCCGGACUUGAUGGAGCUGAACGGUGUGUUGCUGACAUGGUUGAUGUUGAGGACUAUUCCCUGAGAGCCGAAAUUCUUCUGUCGAGCUUCCGAAGACCAGGAGCAGCGACUCCUCCGAUUGAAAAGGACGUUAAAACUUUCAUGAGCAACAUUGUCGACGACAUACGCAAACUUUGGGUUACCACUGGACCCAAUAUCACGAUUGAGGCUCCUCGAAGAGUACCCGAGUUCACACAGACACAGCCCAACCAAGGAACGCCUGCACCUGUGUGGGAGCCAGAAUUGCUUGUGAAGAAGCUGUAUGACGAAUUGAGGAUUUGGAAUGAGUGGUGGAUUAAGGCAUUUGAUAAGAGACGCACGCCUAUGAAAAUGCAUAUACCUGUUUUGUUUUAA
Molecule: messenger RNA, 6633 nt
Organism: Fusarium graminearum PH-1
Lineage: Eukaryota; Fungi; Ascomycota; Sordariomycetes; Hypocreales; Nectriaceae
Exons: 1
Coding region: 1-6633 (2210 amino acids)
Biological process (GO): double-strand break repair via homologous recombination; replication fork processing
Cellular component (GO): Cul8-RING ubiquitin ligase complex; nucleus
Source: RefSeq, a predicted model, not a curated record